Molecule: messenger RNA, 1974 nt
Organism: Pleurotus ostreatus (oyster mushroom)
Lineage: Eukaryota; Fungi; Basidiomycota; Agaricomycetes; Agaricales; Pleurotaceae
Exons: 2
Coding region: 1-1974 (657 amino acids)
Source: RefSeq, a predicted model, not a curated record
AUGGAGGAAAAGCAAGUCGUCUUUCAGGUCCUCAUGUUUGACGAGUUGAAGCUGGAGGAGAGACCACAGUGGGAGGACGCGACAAACAUGGUGCCUGGUGUAUGCCGGGAACAUGGUUGGAAAACGAGCUUGGAGCUGUGCACGGAGAAGGAGGUUGACCUGCUUUUCGAGGCCAUCAAGGCAGGGGAUGUUCACCUUGCAACGGAGGCAACUGUUGGUGCGAUAGGGGUUCUCAGUGGGGAGGGCCGUCUUUAUGGUGCUCGUCCAGUCCUUGUAUCUGGCUCGUGUAAACGCGAAACCGGGCUGGAACAUGCUCAGCUUAUCCAGCAUGUCAUUGAUGCUAGUCAAGCAACAUCCUUGCGAACGAUCUCAAUUGCAUCGGACGGAGAAUCACGACGUGGAGAAGCAUUGGUCCGCUUAACGUUCAAGCAUGCCUUAAAACCCACAUCACCACUCUAUCCCUUACUCAGCCAGCUGCCAUUUUUCAAUCUUGAAGUCGGAGAUGAUGACAUUACGGCGGAUAAGGAUUACAAGCAUGUGUUUAAACGCUUGCGAAACCUACUGCUUCGAGAGAAAGGUCUUACCGUUCAUGGAGUCCAUAUCAGGCCUUCCGUUAUCAGAAACCAGUUGCAAAGCAACAAGAUCUCGGGCGGGCGUAUCAACCACCUGCUGAACCCCGCAGACAAACAGGAUGUCAAGCUUGCCUUUGAUCUCCUGCGCGAAAUUUGGUCACUUCCUCCUCCUCCUCCCGGUUCAAGCCCCUCGUUUUACGACACUCGAAAGGCCCUGUGUACCCUAGGCCAGGUAUUUCGUCACGUCAUGCUUCCAUACAUAUGUGUCGACUUGUCCCUUUCCGAGCAGCUCACCCACUUGAGCGCGGCAGCACACCUACUUCUCGCCUUGGUAUCCGAAAACGAGGGUGUCACGAAGUUGAUGCCUACCCAGCUCUACAUCGACAUGAUGAUCAUGGUCAAAAAUGUAUACUUUUGUGUUGCCAAAGCCAAAGUAGACGCACCGGAUAGCCAAUUCUGGAUCACCCUUCUCGGAACAGACCGUUUGGAGACCCUUUUUGGGAUUCUUCGAACAAUGAUUGGGAAUGAUGCAAAUGUAGAUGCCUACCAGCUUGGAUCAAGGCUAACAGGGACAGCCGAAGUCUCAACCAUCCUUGCGAAGCACCCUGAAUGGGAUCGAGCACCCCGCCGCCUCAAGCUACCUGUUUUAUCCAAGGACGGCUUUGACAUCCAUUCGGAUGUGGAUCAUGUCAAUCCAGCGUCGUGGAGAGGCAAUGUACGGGUUCGGCAAGUCCUUCUGCAAACAUGUUGGAAACUCGGCUGCCAGAUGAUGGAGGACAAUAAUCCGGAUUUGGCGGUUAUGCUUCGUGGGCUUUCUGAACGCUUGGCGGACCUGUCUUCGCCACUUGGCAAUGACUUGAUUUGUGCUAGACGCGACACCAAUGAUGUCGACGAUACCCUCGAGCGCACCGCGGUAACUACCCAAACAGCUGCUUCCGUAGCUCCGGAUGUUGAAGAUGCUGCUGUGGAGAACGAACCGCAGGGGAUGGCACCGGCUUUUUUCGAGAUCGGUGGCAAGCGCGUGUCAAAGGCGAAGUAUUUGACACAGGCCUUCAAUACCUUCCGAAAGCCAGGCUCGCGAGAUCGGCUCAAGCGGGUCGCUGAUGGCCAAAGAUAUGCUGUUUUGACAUCGACCGAUCUGCAGGUUGACGAUAGCCAGACCCAGCCUGUAUUGUCUGAUGAUGUCAUCACGUUCGGCAUUCCUAUCGUUACUCUCAUGCACUGCGACAACCGUUACUUUGUUGGUAUUGGCGAGGUUACCGACAUCACAUUCAAUGGCAAACAUGUUCAAGAACUUCCCGUGAACUUUGCAUCUGAAUCGUCUGCAUUCGUGUCAUUUCAGUUACUUUUCCUGACUCCUACGAUGUCAGAUGAUGAUCCUACCUUGCUUAACGACUGGUGA